AUGACAAGUCCAACCCACCGGCACAGUUUGAUAGCGUCGCUGUCCCAUGCCAUAACAAGUCCAACCCAACGUCACAGUUUGAUAGCACCGCUGUCCCGUAUUCUACCUGAACGUGUACUCAAAAGAAUACCCGAACAACGAACGCAACGUAUGCACUAUAAAAACACCAACAAUCUGAAAGUGGCCUUCAGUGAAUUAUAUUUGAUGCUCGUUCUAUUACAAAAUUAUCAAGUACUCAAUUUUACUGGCUUUCGUAAAAUAUUGAAAAAACAUGAUAAAUUAUUUCAAACGACCCGCGGUGAAGAAUGGCGGUAG
This is a messenger RNA of Didymodactylos carnosus, 315 nucleotides long. NCBI's taxonomy places the organism in Eukaryota, Metazoa, Rotifera, Eurotatoria, Philodinida, Philodinidae. The record is from the annotation of a GenBank genome assembly.